AUGGUUUCUUUUAGCAUCAUCGGCUUAGCGGCCGCUUUGACUAUACUCGCAUCUCCCAUUGUCGCUACCCCUGCACCACAAUUCAGACCAAACUCAGGUUGUCGGCUCAUUAGUAAGACUUCAGGACCAUCCCCUGAAUGUAGAUUGCCAACCGCAGAAUGCGGCUUUGGUCAAUAUGUAGGGCGCACUGAAGGAGGAAGCACAAAUACUGCUCCUGGGAUCUGCAAGGCCUGGACUAAUUGGGAGUGCUGCACGCGAAGCUAG
Alternaria arborescens is the source of this 264-nucleotide messenger RNA. RefSeq lists its product as hypothetical. The coding region runs from base 1 to 264 and encodes 87 amino acids. NCBI's taxonomy places the organism in Eukaryota, Fungi, Ascomycota, Dothideomycetes, Pleosporales, Pleosporaceae. The transcript has 2 exons. The record is from RefSeq and is a predicted model, not a curated record.